Molecule: messenger RNA, 1202 nt
Organism: Centruroides sculpturatus (bark scorpion)
Lineage: Eukaryota; Metazoa; Arthropoda; Arachnida; Scorpiones; Buthidae
Exons: 3
Coding region: 1-588 (195 amino acids)
Biological process (GO): proteolysis
Molecular function (GO): serine-type endopeptidase activity
Source: RefSeq, a predicted model, not a curated record
AUGUUAUACUUUACAAAUAAUUCUUAUAUCGACAGUACCGAAGAGAAUAUUACUGAAAAAUGGAACAAUACAAAGGAAGUUUUAAAUGAAGAUAAUGCAUCUACUGAAUCACUAACUAAUUUUAAACUUGAAGAAACUUCAGAAGAUGCAUUUGAUACAACUACUAUGAACUAUAUUAAUUUAUUAAAUACUUCAAUAAGCUCAAUUCAAUCUGAAGAAAAUAAACCAUUUGUUCUGCUGACAAAUAAAACAAAAUGUGGUUCACAAAAGUCAGAAUUAUUAUUUGGGAUAUUAAAAACAAAUGUAACAUUAUGUAUGGCAAGUAUAAUUAGUUCACAGUGGGUUCUUACUUCGUAUGAAUGCAUGCUUAAUCGUGAUAAUUCCACAGAUAGCACAUUAUGGACAUUUUAUACAUUGUCAUCUAGUUCUUUAGUGAAAAAUAUUCUUAGUCAAGAUAACGACAUUGCUCUAGUGCAAUUGGAGAACGAUGACAUUAUUUCUAAUUUGUGUCUUCCAAAAACUGAUAUAAUGAAUGAAUGUGUAAUUGCAGUUUGGAAUAAUUCGUCACAAGGUAAAUUUUCAAAUUAAUUAAUUGUAUUUAUUUAUGAAAUUUUAACUUUUUAACAUAUACAGGGUUCCUACUCAAAUUUUUGUUUUGAAUUCCAUGACUUUCCUGGACCAACUUUGUCCAAAUUCCCCGACCCUCACAUUUCUUAAUGUGGAAUAUCAACACAAUAAAACAGCAUUUUACUUACUGUGAACAUUGAGUACAUAUAUCCCAUUUUUGCACAGUUGAUAUGUUCCAAAGACUGCCACAUAAAAAAGUACAGUACAUACAUCCUGUAUAAAACUGUUUGAUAGGAUCCACAACUUAAAUAUAAUGAAAAAAUAAGCAAUUUACAAAUGAAACAUGAGUUUUUUUAUUUUAUCAUCAUUUAUCAUUAUUAUUUGUGUGUAAAUUUAAUAAACACAAGGUAGCAUAAAAUCAAUAAACAGUACUCUCUGAUAUACAAAUAGUACUGUGCUGUGCUGUGCUUAAAAAAGAUGUACUCUUGACUUAAAAACAUGUAAUUUUAAACCAAUCUUUCAACAAAAAGAGCAACUUUUUUAAACAGCAACAUAAUUUCAACAAAAAGUUAAAUUUAAAAAUGUUCAAAUAAAGCAUUUUUCCCCAUGUAAAAAAUCAAUUGGACUACCUAGUU